Messenger RNA from Daldinia caldariorum, 1935 nucleotides. RefSeq lists its product as uncharacterized. Gene Ontology annotation, biological process: retrograde transport, endosome to Golgi. Bases 1 to 1935 code for a protein of 644 amino acids. NCBI's taxonomy places the organism in Eukaryota, Fungi, Ascomycota, Sordariomycetes, Xylariales, Hypoxylaceae. The record is from RefSeq and is a predicted model, not a curated record. Gene Ontology annotation, molecular function: phosphatidylinositol binding. The transcript is spliced from 5 exons.
AUGUGGAACGACGAAGAAGAUAAUAACCCUUAUGGCACAAGCUUUGAGCGUCGUGAUUCCAUAACCUCCUCUUCUGCACACCCUACUUCUCCAGGCUCUCGCAACUCGUUGGAUGACUCUCCUGACGAGGCUGAUCCCGACUGGGAAUAUGUAGACCAACAACAUCGCCCGAAUACCCCGUCUUCUACCAGCGAAGAUAUCUCGCCGCCUACUACCUACGGGCAGCAUCAGCAUACUACGAACCCCGAUAGCGAUGAGGAAUAUGGGACUCAGAAUAAUCAAGUGCCGCGGAGGAAACCAGGUGGUUAUGAUAGCCGGAUUGAGCAGAUUCUCUACGAAAAUCCAGAGCUUCCUAUCAUAAUCACCGAUGCCGGAAAGAGCAUGGAGAGUGGCGGCAAGUAUAUCGUUUAUACGAUCAGAACGGGAGACCUCGAAGUCCGGCGCCGAUACUCUGAAUUUGCAUCUUUACGCGAUGCGCUGACUAGGCUUCACCCUACCCUUAUUAUUCCACCGAUUCCCGAAAAGCAUACCAUGGCCGAUUACGCCGCGAACCCUACCAAUGCGAAGCAGGACCAGCAGAUCAUAGAUUUACGGAAGCGCAUGCUAACUGUAUUUUUGAACCGCUGCCGACGGAUGGAGCAAGUUCGGGACGACGGGGUUCUAUGGAAAUUCCUAGACCCGAACGUUAGCUGGAAUGAAGUGUUGCACUCGCAUCCUGUCUCAUCUAUCCCAAAGUCGAUUAUGAAAGCCCCGCCACUGGAUACAGCGAAUCCUACGCCAGCGCAUUCGUAUCUGCCAGUCCCGGCUGCUUCUGCCAAGCUGAAGACGCCCGUGAACCAGCCUCCCGGUCCGGUGUUUGAUAGUUCUAGCACUCUUGCUUCUCAGAUAUUGCGCCGGUUCCCCCCUGAAGCCCAUGGCUUAAGCGAACAGGAAUUAGACCCGUACUUUAUCACCUAUGAAGCAUCAAUCAAAGAACUAGAGCAAGCGCUAAUGGGUCCGAUGGAAAAAGUCAACAGGCGGACGCUGAGCCAUUUGAGUUCUUUGGCAAGUGAUCUUUCGGAUCUAGGCGCCAAAUACAACGCUUUCGCGCUCUCCGAGCCGUCUCCAUCCCUAGCUGCAGCUAUUGAGAGAGUAGGUCAAGCUGCCGAUUCUUCAUACAUCGCAACGGAGGAACUUUCGAGUUCCCUGGGGGCGAGCUUCGCUGAGCCUAUGAGAGAGAGCGCACAGUUUGCGGGGGUCGUUCGUAACGUCUUACGAUACAGGAUCUUGAAGAGGGUACAGCAAGAAAUGGCCAACGACGAACUCCUCAAGAAAAAGGCCCUCCUAGAACAGCUGGAGAGUAGCGAGGCCGAGGCUAAGCGAAUUGACCAAUAUCUCAGCAGCAGCCAACAAAUCGGGGGAAGUUAUCAGGUCCAUGCACCUCGAAGAUCGGUUAGUAUGAGAGAAACGUCAACGUCACACCACAGGGAAGGCAGUGGAGAGGAUACAGCAUCUAUUGAUUCGGAUUUCCUCCCGAGUCAUGCAGAUGUUUCUUCGGUACCUUCAGCCAGAGUAGGAGCUCCUGAGAGAACCUCUAGUUCGAACCAUAAGAAGGUUCCUAGCAGCAAUUCUAUUACCAACAAGAUAUUUGGCCCAAUACGUCAUGCGAUACAAGGUGUUGCUGAUGUAGACCCAGAGAGAACUCGGCGCGACGCUAUAGGAAAGACGCGCGAGAGUAUAGAGCAACUGGAACAAGCUCAGGUAGCAGCGGCACAGGAUGUGAAGGAUGCGAGUGCAAGCAUCUUACAAGAUCUAAAGAGAUUCCAAAACGAGAAAGAAGACGACCUGAGACGCUAUAUGCUGGCCUACGCGAAGAGUCAAAUUGAAUGGGCGAGGAAGAAUAAGGAAACAUGGGAGGAGGCGAAGGCCGAGGUUGAUAAGAUCGAUGAGACGUAG